This is a messenger RNA of Strongyloides ratti, 939 nucleotides long. RefSeq names its product Phosphatidic acid phosphatase type 2/haloperoxidase domain-containing protein. The record is from RefSeq and is a predicted model, not a curated record. Gene Ontology annotation, biological process: phospholipid metabolic process; phospholipid dephosphorylation; signal transduction. Gene Ontology annotation, molecular function: phosphatidate phosphatase activity. The transcript is spliced from 4 exons. The coding region runs from base 1 to 939 and encodes 312 amino acids. Lineage: Eukaryota; Metazoa; Nematoda; Chromadorea; Rhabditida; Strongyloididae.
AUGACGGAAGAACAGGUUGACUCUAAUAAUUAUGGUACAAUAAGAGAUAAUAAUACAGAAAAUGAAAUAGAAACUUCACAUACUUUAUUAGAAAAAAUUAUGACAACUGGAAGAAAACCAAUGUUAAUUAAUACAUUGAUUUUUUUAAUAAUAGUAUUUGUAUUUAUUACUUUUCAAUUAUGGAUUCAACCAACUAAACGAGGAUUUUUUUGUGAUGAUGAAACUAUUCGUUAUCCAUUUAAACAAGAUACUGUUUCACCAAAUGCUCUUAUUAUAUUCUCUGUCCUUCCAAAUAUUUUGAUCAUCUUCUAUGGAGAAAGAAAAAAUACAUUAAAUGCUAAAAAUUCAAAUUAUGUUAGAAGUAAAAAAUAUAUUCAAAUUAUGUUUCAAUUUAUUGUUAAUUUUAUGUGGGGUUUAAUAUUAUUAUGUUCAUUUUUGAAUAUAAUUAAGGUAUCUGUAGGAAGACAUCGUCCAUAUUUUUUAGAAAUUUGUAAACCGGAUGUAUUAAAAAAUCAAACAUGUUCUGAUCAUUCUUAUAUACUAAAUUAUACAUGUACUGGAACCAACAUUGGACUUAUAAAAGAAUCAUCACUUUCAUUUCCUAGUGGACAUUCAGCAAUAAGUUUUUUUGCAGCCACUUUUUUUUUUUUAUACGUACAAAAUAGAAUGAUAUUUAUAAGAAGAUGUUAUCUACUAAAGUCUGUAAUCCAAUUUACUGCUGUUGUAUUAGCAGCAUUUACUGCAGUCUCUAGAAUUUUUGAUUAUCAUCAUCAUCCAGAAGAUGUUGCUGUAGGAACAAUCAUUGGUAUUUUAUUUGGAUAUUAUUUUUACUUCUAUAAUAUGUUUUAUGGAAAAAGAAAAAAUAAUAAGAAUGAUACGGUUUUAAGUGAUGGGACAGCGCAACAUGAAUUAUUGUUAAAUAAUGAAAGAAUUGUCUAA